This is a messenger RNA of Aspergillus pseudotamarii, 520 nucleotides long. RefSeq lists its product as uncharacterized. The record is from RefSeq and is a predicted model, not a curated record. The transcript has a single exon. Bases 120 to 518 code for a protein of 132 amino acids. Lineage: Eukaryota; Fungi; Ascomycota; Eurotiomycetes; Eurotiales; Aspergillaceae.
CCGGCAAUGCAGGCGACGAGUUCGUAAAUACAAGACUCAUCAUCCCCGCAUCCAACGCCUGCUGCACUAUCCACGCCGACAUGCCAAAAUGAUUCGAGUGCUUGACGGACACGAACCCGAUGCCGUAUUCGCGCGCCAUCUCAAUCGCCCGCGCCAUCCCCAUGUGCGCCGCCACGAACCCGAACCCAUUCUGUCCGUCUAUUUGCGCGACAACGGGCGUGAUCUGGUUCAGGGCUGGCUGGGCCUUGGCGUCCAGCACGCCCUGCCGGAUCCGUUCCAUGUAUGAGGGGAUCCGGUUUAUGCCGUGGGUGUCUACGCCUCGGAGGUCGGCUUGCACCAGGCAUUUGCUGAUUAUUGUGGCGUUUUCGAGCGGCACGCCGUUUGCUGUGAGGACUUUUGUGGUGAAGGAUUCUGCGUCCCCCGCGGCGAUGUGUUUCUUUUCUUGUUGGGGGUCCAUAUUGUUAUGGGCUUUUGUCUUCUUAAAUACAAUGGAGUUGAUUGUAGUGAGUUUUGAUUGAGG